Molecule: messenger RNA, 1356 nt
Organism: Dentiscutata erythropus
Lineage: Eukaryota; Fungi; Glomeromycota; Glomeromycetes; Diversisporales; Gigasporaceae
Source: the annotation of a GenBank genome assembly
AUGUCGCUAUUAACGAUUCCAAAUUCUCAGUCUUCGUCAUCACGUGCUUCCUCAUCCAAAGAGACUUCAGGUGAUCUAGGUGACUUCGCACCUCUUUGGUCUUACUUAGAGAACGACAAUCAAUAUAUUGAUAAUACUUUGGGAGAUUUCGGGAGGUUAUGGGGAUUUUUACAAGGGGAAAAAGAUAAAUGGUGUAAUUCUGGUUCGACAUCUAUUGAGGACAUUGACGGUUUUUUGACCUCAAGUGGUCAACCAUGCGAAGUAAAACAACCUCCAGUAUUACCUCACUCUUCUUCUUCUGAAUAUUCUUCUGAAGAAGAGAUCUUAAUCGCUAAGCAUAAAGCGAAUAAAGCGAUCAAAGUAGUACAGCCAUCAAAAAAGAAAGUUGAAGGUGUCGUGGUCGUUACCGUAAAUAAAGGUAACGAAAAGGUGACGAACAAGAAGAGUAAGAAAGGUAAAAAGUCAUUUGAACAUAAAGACGGCGUAAAAACGAUUAUAAAUGAUGGCAGCAAAAGAGUACAUUUCAAUAAUAUAAAUUCAUCAAAUAAUCAAAGAGUACAUUUCAAUAAUGUAAAUUCAUCAAAUAAUCAAAAGCAACCAGAACCAGCUUUGCUUGAAAAUAAUCAGAAAGCGAAUGUUAGAUUCAAUUCAAAAAUGACCGUCAAAUUUAGUGUACCGAUUCCAAUUAAGAUAUCAGAUGAUCCUAUCCAUGUUUUUGUUGAUAAUUCCAACAUUCUCGUUGGAUUCUUGGCAUACUGUCGGAAGCAAAGUUUUUCAAAUCGCAUUCAAAACUCUCAGGAUGUUUUGGAAAAGAAGAAACCCAGGUUAGAAUAUGAUGCGCUCUUUACCAUUCUUGAACGUGGGAGAAACGUCGCACGCAGAGUUUUAGUGGCUUCUUCUCCAUUAUAUCAACCACUCGACAAAGCCGCUCAAACCGGUUACGAGGUUUCAGUUCUUAAGCGUGUGAAAAGAAGUAUUUUUGAUGAUGAUGUAAACACGCAACAAAUAGAUCAUACCGUUAGUGGCUUUCAGCAACCACCACAUUUCGAGAUGGAAAAAGAGCAAUGUGUUGAUGAACUUCUCCAUCUCAAGAUCUUGGAAUCCUUACUCGAUUAUCACGCUCCCGCCACUUUGGUCCUUGCUAGCGGCGAUGGUAAAGAUGCAGAAUAUUUCCAAGGAGGAUUCCACAAGUGUAUAAUUAAAGCUUUGGAACGAGGAUGGAGAGUCGAAGUCAUUAGUUGGCAACGUCAAUUGAGUCAAAACUUUCUCAACAAGAAGUUCUUGAGCAAGUGGCAAGGCCUUUAUCAUGUCGUCUUUUUGGAUUGGUUCGCCAAGGAGUUGGGAUGCGACAUGUAA